AAUAAUCCCUUUAAAAUGCAACACCACCUGCAUCUUUAUAACUAGUUCAUCCAUGUACUUUUUGCAGCCCCUCUCAUUUCAGUGAAAACUCCAUCGUUUCAAGUACUUUUUCUCUCUAAUUCGGCCCCUCUCUACUCUUGCAACCCCUUUUCAAACCAUCAUUGACAAAUUGCAUGCUGAAAGAGGACGAGAAAACUUCAAGGUAACCUUAAGUUCUUAACUAUCAAUUCCUUUCUCUCCCCACAUCCUUGUACUCAGAGAGUUAUAUAUUACAUGGUUUUAAAUUAUAGUCCCCAACUGCAAUUACACUAGUUAUAUAAAGAGUUUUCAAGUCCUCAACAACAGCAUCACAAUUGCAAUUGCAUCAACCUGCAUUUGUCAAUGAUUUCUCGACAGCGGUCGCAAUUUAAAACCUUGGAGAGACAUUAAACCUUAGUUUAUAAAUAUCUCUCUUCCCUCAAAAACCAAUCAGGUAGAAUAGAAGAAGUCCAUAUUAAUUUCUUCAUAUUUUGGAGCCAUGGACACCAACCAGAAUGCUACUACCACAUUCACAAAUGUUACAAAUAACACUUGGAAUCUUGAGAGGAUGAAAACAAGUGGGGGUGAGAACAACAUGACUAUCUUCCAUAAUGACCAUCAAAUUCCAAUAGGCCUUGGAAUCUGGCCUAACAAUUACCACACACCAUCCUCACCCUCACCCUCACCCUCAGCCACCACAAUGCUCUCUUCAAGCUUCCUCAGUGAUAUGCUUGGAAUCAACAUCGAAGAAGACGAAGGCGAAGAAGAGGAUAAAGAAGAAGAUGAAGAGCUAGGAGCGAUGAAGGAGAUGAUGUACAAGAUUGCGGUGAUGCAGCCGGUGGACAUCGACCCGGCCGCCAUCAGAAAACCAAAGAGGAAGAACGUGCGCAUAAGUGAUGACCCGCAGAGCGUGGCUGCACGGCACAGGCGAGAGAGGAUAAGUGAGAAGAUCCGCAUCUUGCAAAGACUCGUCCCUGGUGGAACCAAAAUGGACACUGCUUCCAUGCUGGAUGAAGCCAUUCACUAUGUCAAGUUCUUGAAGAGGCAAAUCAGGUUGCUCCAAUCAACCCCAAAUUCUCAACAUCAUCAACAACACCCUCCUCCAACACCAACAAGUUGCAAUGUUCCUGGUUUUACUAGUGAAUUGUUUUUGGCCACCACCGGUAGUUAUUGGCCUUUUGCACCAACUAUAGUACUGCAAGGUUCCACUACCACCACCACCUCCGCCCUAGGACAUGGCUAUGCUGGUGAUGAUGGCUUUAAGCAUCAUGAGGUAGUUAGUGAAUGAUUAGUAUUUUUGAUUUGUGGCUUAAGUAAUUACGGGAAUAUAUAUGAGUAUGGUCAAUGCGUGGAUGAUCAAAUUAGUCAUUGAUAAGUUUGUUUAUAAAAGAAGGAAAUACUCAUGUAGUUUUUUAUUGUAUAAAAUGUGUGUCAAGUCCCUAAAGACUGACUU
Messenger RNA from Lotus japonicus, 1471 nucleotides. Its product is annotated as transcription factor HEC3-like. The transcript has a single exon. Lineage: Eukaryota; Viridiplantae; Streptophyta; Magnoliopsida; Fabales; Fabaceae. Gene Ontology annotation, biological process: regulation of DNA-templated transcription. Gene Ontology annotation, molecular function: protein dimerization activity; DNA-binding transcription factor activity. The record is from RefSeq and is a predicted model, not a curated record. Bases 518 to 1306 code for a protein of 262 amino acids.